This is a messenger RNA of Phytophthora nicotianae INRA-310, 105 nucleotides long. RefSeq lists its product as hypothetical. The transcript has a single exon. Bases 1 to 105 code for a protein of 34 amino acids. NCBI's taxonomy places the organism in Eukaryota, Oomycota, Peronosporomycetes, Peronosporales, Peronosporaceae. The record is from RefSeq and is a predicted model, not a curated record.
AUGUUCGCGAAGCCAACGGCACUCGCGAACAUGUCAAUACCAACUUUGGAGCGACAAAAGCUCGCCCAACAGAGCGAAUUAGAGAUCAAGACCACCACCACUUGA